UAUGAGUUUGGGGAAAAAGAAAUCCAUUAUUUUUGUGUAUAAUUUUUGCGCAAAUCACUUAAAACUAUUUUAUGGCCGAUUUUUGACUCCUGGGCGAAGCUACGUCUACUAGUAUGCAACUUCAAUUAUUUCUGUGAUUUUAUCGACAUUUUCUUUAACAUCAAAAAUGCCUGAACGGAAUCGACGAAAACAAAAUUGCUCGCAUGUAAUUAGCUAUUACAGCAACGGCACCAUAAACAUCAUUCAGCGGCCUGGCUUGCAUUUUCGCCUUUAUCUUUAGCAAAAAAAAUUUUGUAGUAUGAAAUGUCACCUUGACCAACGAACAAAAACUUUAAAUUGUUUGAUCGACACUUUACGAGAUAUCGAUCACUACAGCCAGCUACCGAGAAAAUCAUGGAUUCAUUUUCCUUUUUUUAUAUUAGGCAAACUCCUUCUUAGUGAUUACCUUAUCAAUUAAUUCAUGAAGACUAUUUCACAAGAUUUUGCUAAUGAAGGCAUUUGAUUACACAAAGGUCGUUGUGGACGUACAUUUGGUAUAUAUAAAAAUGGUAUAUGGAAAGAUGAGCCGGUCGACUUCGAGAAGGCUAUGGACACAGCAGGUUUCGGGAUAUUUAAUUAUGUUUUGCUUCUCGUUGGAGUAUUUGCGGCGCUCGCUUCUGUCUUUGAAACUUCUACAAUGUCCUACAUUCUUCCGGUUGCCGAGUGUGAUCUUGAGAUGACUCUAAGAGAUAAAGGCUUGCUGAAUGCAGCAACCUAUGCUGGAAUGAUCACGUCAGCAAUCAUUUGGGGCUAUCUGGCAGAUACAUUGGGGAGGAGAAAAGUUUUAAUUUUCGGUUACUUAGCUGAUACUAUUUGCGUGUUUAGUAGCUCAUUGACACAAAACUUUCAAAUGCUCGUUGCCUUCAAGUUUUUAGGUGGCUUUAUCGUUAAUGGACCCGGCGCUGUACUUUUUACGUAUUUAACCGAGUUGCACCCUGCCAAGCAACGACCACGAGUGCUCAUGAUUUUGGGUAUGAUCAAUUCAUUGGCAACGCUAGCUUUACCAUUAAUAGCAUGGGCCAUAUUUCCAAGAGCUUGGAAUUUUUUAUUGUUCGAUAGUCUGCAAGUGUACUCUUGGCAAAUAUUCUUGGCCGUGUGCGGGAUACCAAGUUUGAUUGGUGGACUUAGUUUCAUUUUCUUACCAGAGAGCCCCAAGUUUCUUAUGUCUCAAGGGAGAAAUGCUGAAGCUCUACAUUCAUUUCAAAAGAUUUAUGCCCUUAAUCAGAGAGUUCCUAUGCAUACCUAUCCUAUCAAGCAGCUGGUUGAGGAAGUACCGAAUCGUGGUUCCAAUGUUAAUGAGCAUGUAUUUACAGUGGAGAAUAAACCGGUUAAGCCGAAAUUUAAGCGUGAAGCAAGAACAUUUACACAAGCUGUCCGUGAUGGUAUGAUUCAGAUCAAGCCCAUGUUCAAGAAACCUUUAUUGGGGCAUUCGCUUCACGCGUACGCAUUGCAGUUUUUAAUUUUGCUCGGCUUAAAUACCAUUCGACUUUGGCUACCGCAAUUAUUCGCAUCAAUUGGAGAAUACGAAGCUCUGGAGACCUCUAAAACAGAAUCAGCGAAUCUUUGUACAAUUCUAGAGUAUAGUGUAAAUAAAACAGCUGUGGUAACCGAUUUCGCGGAGAAAUGCAGUGAACGUCCGGAAAUUUCUGUGGAUCUAUACAUAAAUAAUAUAAUAGUUUCAAUAACCGGUUUGGUCGGAUAUUGUUUUGCCGGAAUGAUUGUGAAAGUAUUGGGAGCAAAACGGCUACUAACGUUUGGACUUCUAAUAUCUGGUUGCCUUGGCAUCGGACUUUAUUGGUCUGUGAGUGGUCUUUCUACGCUAAUUAUGUCAUCAGCGUUUGUGACGAUUUGCAGUGUAUCGACAUCGUCCCUUAUGGGCAUUGUAAUUGCCCUAUUUCCAACUUCUCUGCGAUCGCUAGUAGUAGCAACAGCCAUGAUGUUUGGACGUUUAGGAGCUUUGUCUGGAAAUUUGGUCUUCCCUAUUUUCAUGGAAAUGGGUUGCAUACAACCGUUCUUGAUGGUUGGUCUAGUAUUGCUUGCUGCCAGUGCUUUAUCUGUCAUUUUGCCAAGCGGGACAAAAUUUAAUCUUACAUAAAAAGGAAAGGAUUGUGGGAGUUAAGAUGUGAUCGUUGUUUUUUAUGUACUUUUAUAUACAUACGUACGUACAUAGUAUGUAUGUACAGGUGAUAAUUUAAUAACCACUUGGGAAAUGUAGCCGUUGAAUAUAGUUUCUUUUUAUCUCGAUAGUUUUAUUCAUAUUAAUAUAUAUAUUUAUGUACGCAUGUAAAUGUGCUCAAGAAAUUGUAAAGAGUGUUUGAAUAUAAUUCUAUGUGCAUGUGGUUUUAAGUACUUAAGUCCGAUAUGGUUAUUUAUUUGGUAAGAUUAGCAAAGCUUGUGUAAUGAUUUAUAAUUUAUAUUAAAAUGUGAAUAAAUUUGUUUAUGUAAUAUAAA
Molecule: messenger RNA, 2490 nt
Organism: Anastrepha ludens (Mexican fruit fly)
Lineage: Eukaryota; Metazoa; Arthropoda; Insecta; Diptera; Tephritidae
Product: synaptic vesicle glycoprotein 2B-like
Exons: 10
Coding region: 587-2134 (515 amino acids)
Biological process (GO): transmembrane transport
Molecular function (GO): transmembrane transporter activity
Source: RefSeq, a predicted model, not a curated record